Messenger RNA from Diabrotica balteata, 1383 nucleotides. Lineage: Eukaryota; Metazoa; Arthropoda; Insecta; Coleoptera; Chrysomelidae. The record is from the annotation of a GenBank genome assembly.
AUGUCCAGUAUUUUGCAACCUGUAGAUGUAAACGUAGGUUUAUCGCCUGUACGUAAAAGAGCAAGAUAUGAUGAUACAGUCAAUGAAUUUAAUAAACAUGAGAGGUGGAGUUUUCACAAAAACGAAGUGGUUUUACACGAAACUUUUGAUCAUGGAGUUGGUCGUUUGGAUUGUGAUACUGAAGAAAUAUAUACUGAUGAUGAUACAAUAUUUAAUAGAAACAUUCCUGGAAGUAUAGACAUUUCAUGUGCUUCUAUGACCCCAAACACUAGGGAGAAACAGCUCUCACUAUUGGAAUCAACUUUACCAAAAGAAUCUUUAGACAAAUUAACUUUAGGUGAAUGGGACAAUGUAUUAUGUGAGAAAAUUGUUAUAAAACCAACAGAUAAGACAAAUCAUUUUGACUUAUUAGCAGACGAAAUAAUACUUAAUAUUCUAAGGUGGCUACCAAAGACGUGUUUACCGGAAAUAGCCUUAGUGUGUAAAAGAUUUAGUAGACUCAUCCAAGAUGAGUCGCUUUGGACUAGAAUGGACGUUUCUGGGAAAAAUUUGAGCCCGGGCCGAUUCGGAAAAAUUUUGAGCAACCAAGUGAUUAUUCUCAGGGCAUCAGCUGCAGUGAUACAUUCCCCUAUACUCGUUCCCAAUAUAAAGGCAGCUUUAUCCGACUUCACAGCAAGACUGUUGUAUUUAGACCUAGGUAUGUCGUAUAUAACGUGCGAAAGCCUCGUUAUAAUAUUCAAUAAAUGUAGACGUCUUAAGAAACUCAAUUUAGAACAUGUAGAAGUGAACGAUGACGUUCUUAUAGCAUUGUCGGCAAAUAAGGACAUAGAGGUGUUAAAUUUAUCAAUGUCUCUGGGAAUAGAAGAAGAUGGACUUAAAUAUUUACUGACAAAUUGUAGAAAAAUUAGGGAGCUAAAUAUUGCGUGGACGGACUUAUCACAUAGCUGUGUGAAAUAUAUUAGCAAAAAUCUACCGUCUUCGAUGGAUAGGCUCAAUUUUUCUGGCUGCAAACGAAAUUUGACUGAUCAAAACGUAACAGACAUUGUUAUGUGUUGCCCAAGACUUAGAGAAUUAGACUUAUCAGACUGUACGAGUAUAACAGGACACUCAGUUAAGCAGUUUCUACAAUUAGACGAAUUAAAUUUUCUGGCGCUUUCACGAUGUUAUCAAAUUACAUAUACUGCUUUAUUCCACUUAAAAAAGUUGCACAGCCUUUCCUACCUCGACAUCCACGGCGGCUACAACGCCCUAGACGAACUUAAGGCCAUACAAGAUACUUUAGGCGCGAGAGUACAAAUCAACAAAUUCAAAUUUAGCUCCGUAGCCAGGCCCACCGUGGGGAUGAGAAGAUCUAGCAUUUGGAAUAUGCGCGUCCGGGACUGA